GGGGUCUACACGAAUCAGGUUUCUAUUGCACAAUCUCGGUUGCAAUAUCACUCGAUUGCAUUGAGUUAAUUCGCUUCUAAUUGCAAUCCUUCAGAAAAGGCGUGUGCGUGGUCGACAGCUAUAGCGACUUCAGGCUCAUCAAAGUGUUUCUCUCCAGUUGACAAUCCAAGAACGUCUCACACCAUGGCGCCAAAAUCAAACAAAAGUGCGAAGAUUGUCCAUGAAUCCGCAUCAGACAGUGAAUCGAGUUCAUCCGCAGAGUCAACUCGUCAGGUCGAGGAGUCCUCGGAGAGCUCGAGCGAAAGUGAGAACGAGAGUGCCACAUCUUCUGGAAAGCACCUCCAGAGUUCGACAAACGGACAAAAAGGACCGAAAUCUUCCCAAGCAGAAUCCUCGCGCCCGUCCAGACCAUACAAGGCGCCCUUCGGGUUCAAAUCGGCAAAAAACCAGCCGUUGCCUGCGCCCAGCACAUCCGCUCUCCUGUCCGACCUCCGCGGCAAACAAGUCUUCCACAUAACCGCCCCUAGUUUUCUUCCUCUUUCCAAAGUUAAGGAGGUUUCGCUAGCCCAGGCUCUUCAAGGUGCACCGGUUUUGAAACACGAUGGCGUGAAAUACGGACUUCCAGCGGAUAGUCAAACCCAAUCGGGUGUUAGCGGACAGACUCUCUUCCUUUACGACACCAAGACCGCGACAUACUACCGUACCGCCGCUGAUGUUCCCACAUACCAUAUUCAGGAAAUGGUUGAUCUUCCAGGUGGUGCAGAGUAUGAUGAGAUGGCCAUUAAAGCCGUGAAGGCGCUGGAAAAGCCACCGAGGAAGCAGCCCAGACACUUAAAGAUGCGUUUCCGACCUGUGGGGAGUGGAAACGCACCGCCAGAGACCAUUGGAUCCAGCUCGGAAGAAUCAGACGCAGAAGAGCCCAAAUUCAUUGUCCCCAUAGGACUCGAGAAGGAGAAGGAGAGAAAGCGAAAGCACCAGCAAACCGAGGGUGACGGAAGCCAGCCCGCUGCAGAACCCCGGAAGAAGUCCAAGAAGGUCUCUGGAGAUUUGGAUGAGAGCGGCGCCAAGGAGAAGUCGAAAAGGUCCAGCAAGGAUCGAGACGGGAAGAAACGAAAGAAGGAAAAGUCUGGUUAAUCAACACCGGGUUGAAGGGCGUUCUUUAUUUUAAUUAAAAAGUUUAGCGAUAGAUGGUCUAAUUGCAUGUGUUAU
Aspergillus ochraceoroseus IBT 24754 is the source of this 1209-nucleotide messenger RNA. Its product is annotated as DNA-directed RNA polymerase I subunit RPA34. Gene Ontology annotation, biological process: transcription by RNA polymerase I. The record is from RefSeq and is a predicted model, not a curated record. The transcript is spliced from 2 exons. The coding region runs from base 184 to 1134 and encodes 316 amino acids. NCBI's taxonomy places the organism in Eukaryota, Fungi, Ascomycota, Eurotiomycetes, Eurotiales, Aspergillaceae.